ACUGCGUGGCCCCGCCCCCCGGCCGGCCGGGACACGUCGCGCCAGGACUGCAGCGCGGCCCGACCGCGGGACCCCAGUUUACCAGGAAAUUUCACCUUGAUAUGAGAACCGAAGAUGGAUCCAGAAGAGCAGGAGUUACUUGGCGAUUAUAGAUACAGAAAUUAUUCUUCAGCAAUUGAGAAAGCUUUGAGAAACUUUGAAUCAUCAAGUGAAUGGGCAGAUCUUAUAUCUUCCCUUGGCAAACUCAAUAAGGCUCUUCAGAGUAACCUGAAGUAUUCUCUAUUGCCAAGGCGUCUGAUCAUCAGUAAAAGAUUAUCUCAGUGUCUGCAUCCAGCACUACCUAGUGGAGUACAUUUAAAGGCACUAGAAACCUAUGAAAUAAUCUUUAAAAUAAUUGGGACAAAAUGGCUUGCCAAGGACUUAUUCUUGUACAGCUCUGGUUUGUUUCCUCUUCUGGCAAAUGCAGCAAUGUCAGUGAGGCCUGUUCUUCUUGGUUUAUAUGAGAAAUAUUUUCUUCCUCUCCAAAAGUCCCUUCUGCCUGGUCUUCAAGCCUUUGUAACUGGACUGCUGCCUGGACUGGAAGAGGGAUCAGAAAUUUAUGACAGAACAGAUGCUUUGCUCGUGAAGCUCUCCUUAUUAAUGGGCAAGGAAGUUUUCUAUGGAGCACUCUGGGGCAGUGUUCUGGUCAGCCCGUCCAUCAGGCUGCCUGCUUCUCUUUUUGUUGUCAGUCAUAUCAACAGAGAGCUGUCUGGAAAACAGCAGAAGUACAUGCUUGGCACCGAUUAUAAGCUUACAAUAAAGUCCUUGUGUGUAUCAGUACUGGAUUCAAAUGUUCUUGUGCAAAGAAACACUCUGGAAGUGAUUCUCUUCUUCUUCCCAUUUUAUACAGCUUUGGACUGCAAUGAAAGCGCUAUUCUACUGCGCAGGUCUGAUUUAGUCCAUAUUCUGUCAGCAGCUACACAGACAUUGCUGAGGAGAGACAUGUCACUCAAUAGAAGAUUAUACGCAUGGUUGCUAGGCUCUGAUAUUAAAGGGGGUACUUUUGCUCCAGACUCAACAUCUUCUGAAGACCAUGCUAUUUAUUUUUUUGGAAAAUACUCUAAAGAUCUUUUAGUUGAGAGUUUGGCUGAAAUUUUACAUCAGAAAUUCUCAGAGUCUGAUGUAGAGGAACAGCAUCAAGCCUAUUUGAAACCUUUCCGCAUUCUAAUCAGUCUCCUUGAUAAACCUGAAAUAGGGCCACAGGUUGUUGGGGAUCUGUUCCUUGAAGUUAUUAGAGCCUUUUAUUCCUACUGCAAAGAUGCACUUGGUUCUGAUCUCAAACUCAGCUACAAUCAAAGUGGCAACAUACUUGCAAGUGCAAUCAAAGAGAACAAAAAUGCUUCGGAAAUUGUCAAAACAGUCAAUUUACUGAUCACAUCCUUAAGCACGGAUUUCCUUUGGGAUUACAUGACCAAAUGUUUUGAAGAUUGUUUCAGAAACAAAUCCACAAAGAUGAGAUAUCCUCUUGAAAAUGUUAGCACUCCUCCUACAAUUUCAGAGCUCUGUACACUAUUGGUGUUUCUUCUUGACGUGAUUCCUUUGGAACUCUACUCUGAAGUGCAGACUCAGUAUCUUCCUCAGAUGCUCAGUUAUAUGGUGCAAUCUCUCUUGGAAAACGUGGAAGUAUUAGGUUUACCUGAACUCACUCAUGCCUUAAGGACCUGUUUUAAGGUGCUUAGCAAAGUACAAAUGCCCCCUUCCUAUUUGGACAUUGAGACAGGCAGUGGAAAUGGGAGCCCAGUGAAAAAGGACAGUGGGGAUGUAACCUUGGAGACCAAGUCUGUGCUUCAGGAAGAGGAUGAGACUCCAUUCCCUCCCCUGAAGUCAGAAGACAGUGGCAUUGGUCUAAGCACUUCUUCCCCAGAGCUCUCUCAGCACUUAGGGGUGCCAACUGUGACCCUUGAGAGAGAUGAUGUCUGGAAAAAAGGGGGGAGCAUGCAGAAGACUUUGCAUUGCAUCCAAGAGCUGGUUGCCAAGUUUGCCAGUAAAUACAUUUUUGGGGUGCAGUUUCAAGAAGCAAGUAAUGAAAGCAUCUCAGCAAUGAGUCUGGAGGGAAAAGAGAAAAAAGAAAAUGGCUACAGAUUACCUGAAAGUGCUAGCAAGAAAAAGAGUGCAUGGGAAGCAAAGCAAAUGACUGUACCUCAAUUUAAACAAAUACUUUCAGACUUGUUCUCAGUUCGAGGAUCACCGUUCAAGAACAAGAGUUCCCAUCUUCUUUCUUCUGAAAGCAACUCUGGUAAUAAAAAAGAAAAGGAAGAAGAGUGGGACUUAGAACAAGUGAUGCUUGUCUUGGGACCCCUUAGAGGUGACUGCAAGGAAGCUUUUGCUGCGGCUUGUCACCUGUUGUUGGAUUGUACCACAUUCCCAGUCUACCUUUCAGAGGAGGAGAUGGAACAGCUGUAUCUCUCUUUGUUUCAGAUUCCUGGAGGUUGUGAUGCCAGCUUCCCUAUGUGGCUGAAGUCCUUAAUGACAGUAUGCUGCUGUGUGAAUGACUGCUAUGUUCAGAAUGUGUCCAUCUUCACGCUGCUGGAGGUGAUCAACCAUUCCCAGUCACUGGCACUUGUGAUAGAAGACAGAAUGAAGCGAUACAAAGUCUCUGGGCACAACCCCUUCCUUGGAAAGCUGCAGAUGGUCACACUUCCUCCCAUUGCUCCUGGAGUUCUGAAGAUCAUCUCAGAGAAAACAGAUUUCUACCAGAGAGUAGCCUGUGUGCUCUGGAAUCAACUGAACAAAGAGACCCGGGAACAUCAUAUUGCCUGUGUGGAACUGUUCUACAGGCUGCAUUGCUUGGCACCAUCAGCAAAUAUCUGCGAAGACAUUAUAUGCCAUGCGCUUUUGGAUCAUGAUAAGGGGACAAGGCUGGAAGCACUGUUCAGAUUUUCUGUCAUGUGGCAUCUGACCAGAGAGAUCCAAGGCAGCAGAGUAACUUCUCACAAUCGGUCCUUCGAUAGGUCUCUGUUUGUGGUACUGGACAGUCUCAAUUGUUCAGAUGGCGCAAUUGGUGCUGCAGCACAGGGCUGGCUGAUCCGUGCUCUCUCACUUAAUGAUGUUGCACGGAUUCUUGAACCAGUCCUGCUGCUGCUGCUUCAUCCAAAGACACAACGCACGUCCAUCCACUACAUCAAACAGAAAAAUUCAGCAGAGGAUAUACAUCUUUGGCUUCACAAGAAAAAGGCCUCGUUGAAAGAAUCUGGUGUCUCUGAGAGCAAUUCUGAGGAAAACCUUCCAUUGAGCCAGUUUACCACCGUGGAUAGAGAAGCAAUUUGGGCAGAAGUGGAAAAAGAUCCAGAGAAGCCAGAGUUAAAAACUGAACAGUUUGAAAGUGAUGCCUCUUGCAAUCCAGUAACUUCACAUGAGGUAGACGGUGACCAAGAUAAUAGUGAGCACACGGAAUCAGCAGACACCAGCACAGGCCAUGACAGUGAAAAUACAUCUUCUUUUUCUCCUUCUCUGGAGCUGCAGGAAGUGAGCAAUGAGGACGAUGACAGUGCUGCAGCUGAUGGCAGAGAGAACACAAACCAUGCAGGUUCCUUCCAUGCAUCGCUUCCUGAAAGCUCCAAGUCUAGUGUAGCGCUAAACCUUGUGCGUGCUGACUCCGAGAGGACUCAAGCAUCCGAAUCUCUGUCAAGUGAUGAAGAGCUGGACUUGGAGCUCCAGGAAAUUACCAGCUCUAAGUUGCUCAAGCAGCAGAAGGAAAAACAAGAGAUGAUUGAGGCUCUGUUCAAACAUAUGCUGUUAUAUUUGCAACCUUAUGAUUCCAAGAGGGUAUUAUAUGCUUUUUCUGUUCUGGAGGCAGUGCUUAAAACAAACCCUAAAGAAUUUAUUGAAGCUGUAGCUAGUACUAGCAUGGAUACCAGUUCCACUGCACAUUUGAAUCUUAUUUACAAUCUCUUAGCUCGCCAUCAGGAGGCUCUUGUAGGGCAGAGUUUUUAUGGCAAACUUCAGACUCAGUCCCCAACCAUGUGUCCCCAUUCUCUUCUAAUAGAAUUGCUCACUUACCUCUGUCUCAGUUUUCUGCGGUCAUAUUAUCCAUGCUACUUGAAGGUUACGCACAGAGAUCUGCUUGGCAACAGAGACGUUCAGGUAAAAAGCGUGGAAGUCUUGAUUAGAAUGAUGACCCAGCUGGCUACUAUGGCAAAGGCAGCAGAGAGUAAGAAUGUAGAGUUCAUACGCAACUUGCUUGGAAGAUGCAAAAUUCAGGAGUUUGUUCUUCUUUCUUUGUCUGCAUCUAUGUACACAAGUCAGAAGCGGUACGAACUGCUUACGGCAGAUGGAGUUCAUAAUGUUCCUGAAGAAGAUCUUUUUGAAGAGAGCCUAAUCAAUUUUGGACACGAUCAAAUAUGGAGCGAACACCCUCUCCAGAUUGAGUUGCUGAAGCUUUUGCAGGUACUGAUUAUUUUGGAGCACCAUCUUGGACAGACUCAUGAGGAGCAGGAGAAUCAGCCAGACCUCUCCAAGGAAUGGCAGCAGGCUCUUAAUUUCCAGCAGGCUAUCGGUGCGAUGCAGUAUGUCUAUCCGCACCCAAUAACUUCACAGGGAUUAUUCGUCUCUGCUGUUGUUAGAGGUUUGCAACCAGAGUAUGGCUAUGGGAUGCAUCCCACUUGGGUAGGCUUAGUCACAUCUUCCCUGCCCUAUUUUGGAAAGUCUUUAGGCUGGACUGUGGCACCAUUUGUUGUACAGAUAUGUAAAAACCUGGAUGAGCUUGUCAAACAAUAUGAAAAUGAAGCUGUGAAGACAUCCAUGAAAACAUCUGCAAGCUUAACCACUAAAAGAGAGAAUGUUACGCCUGAUUACCCACUAACCCUUCUGGAAGGUCUGACAACUAUUGGUCACUUCUGCCUUCUGGAUCACCCUAAUCAAACUAAAAAGUCGUCAUUAGCCGAGCCCGCAAACCUGAGAAAUGCUAGGAACGCCAUUUUGGAAGAAUUGCCUCGUAUUAUUAAUACCAUGUCCCUUCUUUGGAGCAUUAUAAAGAGGGAAGACUCUCAGAAGAGACCGACUGACUUCUUUGGAAUAACUAAAGGCUCUUCCUCAGCAUACUUUAAAGCAACCAAAACAUUAAGAACUAAAAUACUGGACUUCAUGAAUCCAUUGACAGCACAACUUGGAAUCCAGUUGAUGGCAGCAAUUGCAGCAGUGUGGAAUAGCAAGAAACCUCAUAGGAAUCAAAGUAAAAUGAAGAUUCUUCCAGUGGCUAGUGCAUCGCAGCUUAUUCUUGUGGACUUAAUAUGUGCACUUAACACAUUGAAAAUUGAUACCAUAUUACAUCUAGUCAAAGAAGUAGUCAAGAAACCAUCACAAAUCAAGGGUGAAGAGAAAUCCUCUCUUGUAGAUAUUCCAAUGCUGCAGUUCAGUUAUGCUUUCAUUCAAAGACUGCCUGUCUCAGCCUUGCAGGAGAACUUCCAGUCCUUAUUAGGACUUCUGAAGGAGUCUGUGCAGUUGAACUUGGCUCCUCCUGGACACUUUCUGCUUCUCAGUACUCUGAAUGACUUUGUGACUAGGACACCUACGCUAGAAAACAAAAAAGACCAAAAAGACUUGCAGGAGGUGACCCAAAAGAUUUUGGAGGCUGUAGGGACUGUUGCUGGUUCUUCUCUGGAACAGACUAGUUGGCUGAGUCGGAACUUGGAGGUGAAAGCUCAGCCUCAGAUUUUACCAGAUGAGUUCAACAUUGAAGAUAUGAAUGAUACUUCAGUGGCACCAUCGUCAAUGGUUUCUGCCUCUGCUCCUUCAAUAUACAGUGUCCAAGCUCUUUCACUCCUUGCAGAAGUUCUUGCUUCUCUUUUGGACAUGGUUUACCGGAGUGAUGAGAAGGAGAAAGCUGUGCCAUUGAUUUCCCGUCUGCUAUAUUAUGUAUUUCCUUAUCUACGCAACCACAGUACCUACAACAUUCCUAGUUUUCGUGCUGGUUCUCAGUUGCUCGGCUCAUUGAGUGGAUACGCCUAUACCAAGCGAGCCUGGAAAAAAGAAGUUCUCGAGCUGUAUAUGGAUCCAGCUUUUUUCCAAAUGGACACUUCAUGCAAUCAUUGGAGAUCCGUUAUUGAUCAUCUUCUAACACACGAGAAAACUAUGUUUAAAGAUUUGAUGAAUAUGCAGAGCAGCGCCUUAAAACUCUACCCAAGUUUUGAGCAAAAAGCAAUGUUGUUAAAGCGGCAAGCUUUCGCUGUCUUCAGUGGAGAAACUGAUCAGUAUCAUCUGUAUCUUCCUUUAAUACAAGAGCGACUGUCUGAGAACCUCCGGGUUGGACAGACUUCUCUAGUUGCCGCACAGAUGUUUCUCUUCUUCAGAGUUCUUUUGUUAAGGAUUUCUCCUCAGCAUCUAACCUCAUUAUGGCCAAUUAUGGUGACUGAAUUGAUUCAGACAUUUCUACAACUGGAAGAAGAUUUAACUGAGGAAGAUGAACCAUCAAAAAGCAACAGCAAAAUAAGCAAACAGAAAGUCUCAGGUGAUGGCAGUGGAUCUGACAUCCAGCAGAAUGAGCUGUCCUUGUACUUAUCAGCUUGUAAGUUUUUGGACACAGCACUUUCAUUUCCACCCGACAGGAUGCAUUUGUUUCAAAUGUACAAAUGGGCAUUUGUCCCAGAGGUGGACACAGAGUCAUCUGAUGUGACUUCUCAUUUUGUAGAAAAUCAUCAAGAAUGCAGACCACAUAUAGUAAGAAUCAUGGAUCUGCUAAAGAAGAAAUAUGGGGAAACAAACAACACUAACGAGGGAAUUUCCAAGAGGCACAAAUUUCCUCUUUUGAACUUCCGCACUAUAUCAAGCAUCACCCAGCUUAUGCCCUUCUUCAAGACUCUGUGUUGUGCAUUUACAACAAAUGGGAGUGAAUCCCAGCAUUCACGUACUUCUGCAUCUCUCUCUGUGGACUACGUUGGCAGUAAUGGCAUAAAGAUCUUGCAACAGCUUGAAGAGAGCGUUGAAUGUGACUUCCUUGAAAACAUGGAAAGUUAAGCUGCAUGUCAGAUGCUUCACUCGUGGUGGAUAAAUAGCAAAAAAGAUACAUAUAUAUACUGCAAUUCUUCUCUUUUUUUCGCCAGUUUUGAAACUACAUUUGGGGUUUCUUCCUGCUUUUCUGCAGUGUACUUCUUUCCAGUUGGUGUUAAAAAGCAGGAUUCUUCAGUUUCUGGGGAGGCGGGAAGGAGGAAGUGCAGUGUAGUAGUAAUUUACCAUAGUUACUGUAUUCUUUUACUUGUUUUCAAUGUGAAGGAUUAAAAAGAUAUUGUAAAUAAUGGAAGAAUAUUUUUGAGUUGGUGAAGGUAGCAACUCUACCGUUUAUCCAGCAACUUCUCAAGUAAGUACUUUAAACUACUUUUGGAACUGUGUUCUGAAAGUAAAUUUGAGGAAAAAAAAUAAUAUUGCAUGUCAGCGUACAAUCAGUUUGCAGAAGAGCCAUUUCAUGAUGUUAAAGCCCCCUUCUAUUACUCCUUUCUUUAACUUGUCCCGAUGCUUACCAACUUCUAAACAAAUAACUUAAAUUUCAAACAGAUGUAUUUUAUAAGUCUUUGCAUUGUGCAAAUAACUGCAAACUUAUCAUGUUUGUAAUUUCAGCUUUGUAUUAUAAUAGCAUUCUUCAGGAUUAGUGAUUCCUAAAUAAAAAGCAAACACAUGCAUAAAAGGCAAACCUAUGCAGUAACAUUUUAUAAUUUGCACUACUUUGAGGGCUUUUGAUUUUAAUUUGUUUAUUAAGAAUAUUCUAAUUCAGUUUUUAAGUGAAAGAACUUUUGUUCUUUCAGCGCUUAAGAUCACUUUGCAACUUGUGAAAUGCAGUUAAAUGAAGAUAAUCCUGUAAAAAUAUAAAUUACUGUAGACUGACAGCCUAAUUAAAGUGAAAAGAAAAUUCAUUUUUUAAAGGACACUUUUUAUACAAACAGAUGUAUUUGGCUGUUCCUAGGUGUUAACAGAGGUCGGGAGGUCAUUCUCAGUGCCAUGACUACAGUAAUGUUCCAUGUGCAGCUUCUUCUGGUGCUGCACUGCUUCCACCAUCCAGGACGUGGAAGAGAGUGAUUAGUUCUGCCACCAAACAGUGAGGAGGUGGACUCCACUGAAUUUUCAUAUUUAGUGGAUUUUCUGAAUGAAUUUGCAAUGCUGAUUUGUCUGAGAGGGAAGUUUGUCAUAGUUUUUGUGGUGAAAAGCUUUGUCUGCUCUUUUAUUUAAACACCUUUGUUUCUAGAGAAAUGGGUUUGUUAGAUAUGCCUGCAGACUGGUACGUGCUUCUUGUGUUAUUUGGAAUACCACAACUGAGGUAAAUGUACUUGGUAUUGGACUUCAUCAUUGUUUUCUUUUUUUCUUAUUUAAAAAAGAAAAAAAGAACAUGCCAAAUGAAUGGUUUAAUGUCACUGGGUCAUGAGGUCAGGGAUUUUUGCAAAACUCACACAAGAAAGACAAUGUUAUUCUGCAGUGUUUUUUACCUAUGGAUGUAUGAGUCCCCAUCUUUGGAUUAUAAACUAAAACUAUGAAAUGCUGAACAACAUGCUUUGCUGUGAUAAUACUGUAAUGCUGUAUGAAGGUAACAUUAUAACAGGCUUAUGCUAAACUUAGUUUCUGUGAAUUUUUACAGUAAGGAAAGUAACAGACGAGUGUAAUAUUGUGUAGUCACUAGACUAGGAAUGUGAAUUACUUGUAUUCAUGUAAUUUAUUAACAAUCUACUGCUGUUGGAAUAAGCACAAGUGCAAAAAAAAUUGUUUUUAAGCAUCACUUGAAAGUUGGAGCAGGAUAUUUUUAAAAUAAUUUUGUUCAUUACUUUCAUAAAUACAGUGAUUUUUUA
Cygnus olor (mute swan) is the source of this 8804-nucleotide messenger RNA. RefSeq names its product DOP1 leucine zipper like protein B (gene DOP1B). The transcript has 37 exons. The coding region runs from base 115 to 6990 and encodes 2291 amino acids. Gene Ontology annotation, cellular component: endosome; trans-Golgi network. Gene Ontology annotation, biological process: Golgi to endosome transport. The record is from RefSeq and is a predicted model, not a curated record. NCBI's taxonomy places the organism in Eukaryota, Metazoa, Chordata, Aves, Anseriformes, Anatidae.